Messenger RNA from Anisakis simplex (herring worm), 1512 nucleotides. Lineage: Eukaryota; Metazoa; Nematoda; Chromadorea; Rhabditida; Anisakidae. The record is from the annotation of a GenBank genome assembly.
AUGUCAUGCGUGAUCAAUUUAAUGUAUCGCUUCGCAUUUAGGUACUAUGAUCCAACAAGCGAUGGCUUCUAUUACGAGAAUAUGGGCUCACGAGGUUGGCGAAGACGUAUGCCUGUGAAUGCCCAAAAACGAACUCGUAUGGAACAGGAGAUGUACGCUACGUUCUUAAGAGAUCCAUCACAAUUCGCGUGCUUACAACCCGAUCUGUACGGUUUCUUACCACAAGUUACUACAGCCAAUGCUGCGGCUGCAUAUUAUGCUGGUCCACAAAUCAAAUACUAUGAUCCGGCUAGCGAUGGCUAUUACUUCGAGAUGCCAUCAGUGGAUGGCUGGAAACGAAGACAACCGAAUUCAUCGUCAACAUCCAGUUCGAGCUCAGCCUCAGGAUCUUCAUCGUCUAGCGGCGCUACGGCAGGAGUGGUUCCAACAAUAGCCGCUGCCUUCUUGAAUUGUUUAAACGGCACAGACUUUCCACGUGGUGCGCAAUUCCUUCACCAUCAUCAUGCCGCACACCAACAAGAACCUCAAGUCACAUCAUACGGUGCUGCAUUGGCAAGGGGACAACUACCACCAGCCUAUAAGUUGGCCGAUAGUGCAGUAUGUAAUCAGGAUCCAUUCUCAAGCGGAGCGUCCUCGAUGUCCACGCUGUCCUCGCUGAGUGAAGGCACACCAACGCCUCCACCGCAUCAUCGCCUAAAUACGCUAUCGUCAAAUGGUCGUAAUGACUCGUCGAUAUUCUACGAUGACGACAACAACUACAUCGACUAUGUGGCCGAACAGUGCGAUCGUGCACUGCAACUGGACGAUAUGACGAACGAAGAUGACAGCGAGUGUUGUAUCGAUGAAUCGGUUCACUUGCCAUCGUGCUUGUUCGAUAGACCGGAAUCACCUGAAACGUUUGCCGCCGCCUCAUCGUGUGAUACCGACGAUGUCGAAAAUACACCACCGAAUAAGGAAUCACUCGACUUAAAAAGACCUGGCACAUUGGAUUUGAAUGCAGUGUCGUCAUCGAGUGAGAUCAGCGAUAAAAUUGAAGAAAAUGAAACGAACAAAAUGGCCGAUGAAACAAAAUCGAGCAGCAAACGUCAUGAGCUCUUGUUGAAUUUCAAUGCUGACAAAUUCAUCGCUGAUAUGGCUCAUUAUGGAUCCAACGUUGAAAGAGUUCUACGAGAUUUAGCCGCUCUCAAAACGCCAGUAACACCUGCUACAACAUCAACAGCAGCCGCUAUAACAACACCUAUUUGUAACUUGGACUCACCGCGCACACCGGCCAUCUAUAGUGCUUAUCCGAAUUGGGCGAGAGCUCCGGAUAUGGCCACAUCGAACGUCUGCAAUGACUGUGUUAUUGCUGAUUUCAAUUACAGGUGGCUUCGCGAUACGACGAACGGUACGUACAUUGAGGAUAUUUGGUCAGAAAGUGACGCUUCAACUGCAUAUUCGAGUACCAAAUCAAAGUUGAGCAUAUGGCGCGAUUCCGGGCUGUUGACGGCCGUACCAUGUGACAACAACUGA